Molecule: messenger RNA, 4999 nt
Organism: Haplochromis burtoni (Burton's mouthbrooder)
Lineage: Eukaryota; Metazoa; Chordata; Actinopteri; Cichliformes; Cichlidae
Exons: 3
Coding region: 110-4330 (1406 amino acids)
Source: RefSeq, a predicted model, not a curated record
UUGUCCUGUUUGGACUUCAUUAGACCUUGUGUCACUUCAUGAGCAGCCAGGACAAGAAUUUCAAAACAGUAGCUGGAGUUUCAUGCUUCAGAUCUGUGGAUGAGACCAAAUGAUGGAGUUCUGGCCUGAGAAUCAGGGGCAGUCCAAUCUGUACUCCAAAUAUGGUACCAUUCCUGGGAAAAACUACACACAGAACUAUCACGACAGACAUCAGCCAGCCCAUUAUCCACUGUACUAUGGUGAGCAGCAGGAUCAAAGCAGGGAGUCCACAUACUGGACUGUACCAGGAUCAAGAUCAGCAGGAGCUUUACAAGAGUACACCAACUGGACAGACCCAGAGCUCAGUGCCCCUCCUCCUUCUUCCCAUUUCCCUUUCAUUCUGCGACGCCACACUCAGCACCACCAAGAUCUGGGAGAGUACCAGCUCCAAGAAGCCAGAGACAGAGAGUGGAAAGCAACCCAUCGACCCGUGAGGGAUCAUGAGAGAGGAUUUCUAAGGGAGGGGUGGCAGAGGAGGUGGGACACCUGUAGCCCUGUCCGCUACAACAGAGAAGUUUCUACCAAGAGGAGCGACAGCAGCUAUCGAGAGCUGGAGGCCUGGGCGGCUCGCUACAGUCACUCCCUGCCAAGAAGAAGGCGUAUAGAAGCAGAAUUAAGGGGAGCCUCUCAGGGGCUGGUGGAGAGCACCAGGAUAGGUUUGGAUCCCCAACAUGUCAAACAACCUGGACUGUGGGACAGAGGAGGCAGACAGCAAACUCCCACCUACUAUCCAUCACAAGCUCCUGCUCCUGACGCAAGCAACGUGCUGGACAUGAAGGAAAAUGCAAGCUACCAAAGGAAGAUAUAUAACCAACCUCCUGGCUAUAUUGCUCCUCCUCCCUACAACAGCCCACAUAAACCUUCACCUGUGACACACAGCAGUGACACGGUCUGGGAGCAGGACACCAAGAAGCAACACUGCUACUCGCAGCCCACACGCAGAAAGCAGCAUGUGUCUGCAGAGCUACAAGAUAAGAGCAAGGGAGAAAAAGAAGAACUGACAAAUUUGUGUGAAAGUAAAACCUGCCCAAAGCUUGAAGGAUUGAAACGCCAAAGAUUUGAAGCAGAUGCUUUACAGGCGGUUUGCCCCAUCAGUGUCCAGCAGACACUCAUACAGGAUGAUGGCACACUGCAUCUGCAACAUCCACAAGUGUUUCAGAAUUCAGAAAUAAACAGGGAAACCUCCUCAAAGGUCAUAGAAGGAAGGAAAUUCAGGCUAAGCAAAAAGACAGGAGGGAUGACAAUAUUCUGUUUGGUUUCUCGAAUAGCCGGCCCCACCGAGACCCCAUCUUUGCCCGUUUGCACCUCCAAAAUGAACAUUGAACACACAGACGUAAGAGAGGCUUCUAAACUUCUGGGAACCACGACUGAGGCUACUCAAAAACUUCCAGACGAAGUGGACUUCAAAUCGCCAACUCUCACAGAGCAGUCAGACGACGGUGCUGGAAGGAAACAGAGGGAGACGCCACCCUGCACAGAGAAGGACAUGGUUGAAAAUAAUCAAGCAAAGAAAGCACAGGCCGAUGUUGUUCCCCCCCAAAAAGAAAAUGCAAAUGAUGUCUGCAGACAGGGAGGUCAGUCAGUGCAGCCGGUGUCAAUAAAAUAUCCUUCAUGGAGGGAGCCUAGUUUCACAAGCAAAGCUGAAACUGAGAGUCCCCCCACAUGCUGUUUGAAAGGAAACCGUGAGGAUAAACUGUCAGACGAUUGUGUUAAUGUAAGCAGUCCUCCAGUAGAUACUGAAGUAAUGCAGCUGGACAACCAGGAGAAUGCUGAGGACAUUAAAAGCAUGCUGGUUGUCGACACAACCUGCGUUGUUGUGAAAAUGGAACAGAUUCCUUCGCCUACAAAAGAGCGGGUUCACUUUUUAAGCACUGCAGCACUCGCUGAAGAGAGUCAGCUCGAUGCUCAAGUGAAUAUUUCUCCUGAACUAAACUUUCAGCUAAAUCAAGAUGUCACAACUGAUGAAAGCACAGAAGAAGCCUCCUCCUGCAAGAUUGAAAAACCCGAGACCGAUGUGGACUCAACACUUUUGGAGGAAGAGGAAGGCAAACAAGAAAGUUUAAUCUCUUUGCCUUGCUUACUGUCAUCUCAUGUUUCUGAAAGAGAAACCUUAGAGGCGCGUGCAGAACGUAUACUAGGGAUCCCUCUACACGACUGCAUCACUGAACCUGAAGCUGGCAUGCCAUUGGUCAAGUCGUCUGCAGAGGACCAGGAUGAGGGGGGUGAGCCUUCUCCACUUAAAACAGAUACUGAAGAUGCUUUUAAACAAACUCCAGAGGACGCAGCAGAGGACGAACCGUACCAGAAUCCCUUGGAGGAUCACCAAACCAAGGACAGCGUAACUUUAAACGACCACAGUGACUCCAGAGAUCAGGUAGCAAGUGAAGAUGGUGGUGACUUUAUGGGAUCUCAGGACCAAGCAUCAGACAGGCAUGAAAGGAGUGACACAGAUGUCCCGCUCGAAACAGGCAACAAAACUUUAAGUGAAACUGAAAAGACUGAGGAUGCCCUGCUUGAAUCCACUGAUGAAAAGGGUAAAAGUGAACAUGGUCGGGAAGACGAUCGUGAGACUCAGCCUCCUAAACCCUCUGACCUUCUUUCACUAAUACCUUCUGAUCAUCAUUCUCCCUCAAAUAUCUCAGAGUCAAACGCAGAGGCAGAGCCUGAUCCUGAGUCGGCUGCUCUUAAUACUGCAGAUAUUGCACUUCCUCCUGCAACUUCAUCCCCUUCUCCUUUGCAACAGCUGCCAUCUUUUUCACUGGGUGGUGAGUCUUCCUCACUAUCCAGUCCCCACGCAGAUUCCCAGUGUCUUCUUCCUCCUCUUGUUUUAACUGAUCAACCAGCUGUAGAAACAUCUCGCCCAGAGGAGGAAGAGGCACAAACAUUACAUGUAACUCAAAGUGACCUCAUUAAUGAGCCGGAGGUGCUGAUGUCACAGGAACAGCAUGAAUGUGGUCAACUGGAUGAUGAUGCCUGCGUCAAUGAUGAGCAACAAAAUAAUAGAGCUGACGAGGAGUCGAUCAAGCCUUUGGAAGAAAACGACAUCAACAGUUUGCAGCAAAAUCUUGAAAGUGUCCAAACGGAGGGUGUUUUGUGCUUAAAGGAGAGUCAUGUGAGUGAAGAACAACCUGAAGAAGGCCUUCCAGCAGAGUCGUCUGAAGUAGAUGAAGAAUGUGAGGAAAAUGCAGGUCAAACAGAGGCCGAAGUCCUUCAACAACUUGAUUGUGGCCAAGAUGAGGAUGUUUUUUGUAUAAAAGAGAGUCACAUGACUGAAAAUGAGUUACAGACAAACUCAGAUGAACUUACUGUAGAGAUUAGGGAACAGAUAUUGUGCAAAAACAACUCUUCAGACUCUCAAAGUGAAACACAGAUUGAAAUUUUGCAGGAUGUUGACCCACAGACUGAUCUGUCUAAUUCUUCUCCUCCCUUGGCUGCAGACUGUGAGGUGUCUCUGUUACCUUUAGAUGAGCUCUUCCUCCCUCAGCUUCCCUCUCCUCAUCAGUCAACGUUUGAGUGCGAGUGUGUUUGUCUUUUGGAUACUUCACCCUUACAUCCUGACACUGCUGCUACUGGUGCCAUCCCCGAAACUCUCCCUCCUCCAGUUUCCCCAGAGGCUUCACCCUCCUCUUUCUCUGAAUCACCCCCUGUACUGCCUCCCAGCUCUACUCCUCCUUACGAAGAGGAAAGUUUUACUCUAUCCCCUGACUUUCUCCAAUCUGAGGCACACAAACAAGCGUUACAGUAUCCAAAAUCGCUGUGGGAUGUGGUAAAUCGCAUUAGAAAGCACACAGCACCUGACUCCGAGAAUGAAGAGGAAGAGGUGACCGAGUUGUGGGAUCCAGAGAACUUAGGAUCCCACAAUGUGGCAGCAGACACGAGCUCUGAAAAGACUGCUUUUGAUGAAGUCGAGCAACAGGUUUCAGAGGAGUGUGCAGAGGUGGGAGACAUCCAGCAUGAUCACAAAGAGGUACGAGGAGACACAGAGGAAGACACACUGUCCUGCAGCAGCACCAGCAGCCACGGCUCUGGAGACACUGUUAUUGGAGCAGAUGAGAACGAGGCGGAGGAAGCAGCACGUGACGCAGAGAUGGAGCAAAGAACCGAGAAGGAGAGCGAGGUGUUUAAGACAGCUGAAGCAGAGCUGCAUUACUCUAGUGAAGUAAACAUCGAGGCUGAGGGAGGAGAAGAGGAGGAGGAAGAUGAGGCAGACAUAAAUGAGCCUUUUUUGAGUUCGGAGUGUGCACCAGAGAUCAUGGAAAAGGAGGUCGAGUGUGAGGUUAUAGAGCUCUGACAUGACAGUACGGUAAUCAAAGAGCUGGUCCACUGCGUUAAACACUCAAACAUGAAUCCGUAUUUCCAUGGCACUUCACAGCACAUAUUUUCAGAAACAGAUGUUUUUUUUUCUUUAUUUCGGCAUCAGCUUAGAGAUUUUAGCUUGGAUGUCUGAGGAGCAAAAAGGACCACUGUUACAGAGACCUCUCUAUUUGACAAUAAUAUUUAAAAGCUCUUUAUUUAGGCUAUUUUACUACAGUUUACCUUUAAACGAUUAGUACAUUUUAUUGUACUUUUCCUUGUCUGUUUCUAUUUCCAUGGCUUUGUGCAGUUGUGAGAUAAUGAAAAUAGUCAUAAGCAAAGACGGUAAUAUUUGGUGAUUUAAAAGGAGUGGUUUUAUGGUAAUAAUAGAGUCAUAACAGAGGUGUGUAUUGAAUGUAAAUAGACACUGGAGUGCAUAAAAAACUAACAUGUUCAGAUUGUUUCCUUUAAAGAUUUCGCAGAUCUUUAAUGGAAGACAGCGAAGAGGAGAAGAACUUUUCCUUCCUGAAAUGGGAUGAAAAAAAAAUACUUUUCUAGAGUUACAAAAACAUAAAUAAAUUCAAACCUUUGCAUGUUUACUGCAACUAGACAAACUUGUGAAGUAUGAUUGUGUGAUAUGAAUAAAAUUUCUGAAACAGCUGCUAAA